CUUUACACAAUCAAACUCGAUGGAUUUUGUCCAAACAACAAUUUACAAAUAUUUCUUCAAGCAAAACCUAUUGGUGACUGACGCAGGAAGCAAUUAAUCAAAAUGCUUUCUGCUCUCGGCAACCUCCCUGGCGAGAUGGUCCAGAAUGUGGGAAGGCAUCUCGACGAUGGAGACUUGUCUUCUCUCUCUUGGACCUGCAGCGACAUGCAUAAGUUACUCACAGAAAUCUUAUAUAAACGGCACAUACUCAACCACGAACUCAUGUACUAUUCUGUCGAGCGCACCGCCUAUCUGGAAACUGCCUGCUGCGCGAGCCCGGCCGCGUUCGGCAACAGCGGAAUAUUGGGCUCAGUACUAGAAUCCGCAAACCCUAACGUGGUACUGCCAAUGGCCGCGGUAACACCCUCACACCUGUGUUUAGCGCAAGACGACCACCCAUCGGCAUCUGCUAUAGACUCCUUCUGGGGAACGACGCCGCUGGAAUGGGCCAUCAGCAAUUCAUCUCGCUAUCGUGUCAGUAUGUUGCUAGGCGUCCCGAUUCGUUCAUCUCUACGCAAGCUUGAUCACCCGCAACAAGAGAUAGUGCAACUGCGCUACAUCCGAGCUGCUUGCCGGAGACACGACCCGGAGGUGAUAGCACUCCUACUUCAACACGAGCUCCCCCUCCAACUUCGUGACGACGAAGGAAAUUCUUUCCUGAGCAUAUUCUGCCAAACUAUCGAGAGCACUCGGCCGGCAGAUUUGACCGUUGAGAAGUCAGCCAAGUGCGUCGUUGCCCUGCUCAAAGGCGGCGCCGAUCCUCAGCAGAAAAACGACGAAGGCGUCUCCGCCUUAGACUAUAUACGUCGCAUGAUGACUUACGAAGGACCUAGCCACUUUCACCAGGAGGUCGCAAAGGCGUGGAAUGAAGCACUGAUCCUCGACGGCGAAGGCGUCCGCGAGAGACGUUAG
Daldinia decipiens is the source of this 951-nucleotide messenger RNA. RefSeq lists its product as uncharacterized. The record is from RefSeq and is a predicted model, not a curated record. The transcript is spliced from 2 exons. Gene Ontology annotation, molecular function: protein binding. Bases 103 to 951 code for a protein of 282 amino acids. Lineage: Eukaryota; Fungi; Ascomycota; Sordariomycetes; Xylariales; Hypoxylaceae.